AUGGGACGUCGGCCGUUGCCAAAGACGCCUGCCUCUAAUAUAGGUGCUUCGAGACCGCAUGCUCAAGUAGAAGAGCAUUUACUGCGCCAAUCCAGCCCCCCAACUCGCUCACCUGAUGCACUGAUCUCGCCUCAACGAUCGGCUGGAUCGCCGUCGAUGAACAAACCCUUCUCAUCUCGUCCAUCCCUACCAGAUUUUCAUUCUGUGGACCAGGCUAGCGUUACAUCACCCGAUCAUAGCAGUGUCAAGCCUGCACCUGUACGUGUAGGAUCGGUGGACGUUGUGUCGCCACCUACUCUUGCCCCGCCUUCGUUAACAUCGCAUGUGGCAGAUAUGUAUGAUUACCAUGCACCUGCAGAAGAGCCAUACAACGAUCCUCUAAUGUCCAUGGACGAUGCGUAUGGUGAUUUUGAGCGUGAUGGUCUGGCCCGAUCAAGCUACUCGACCAUGGAAGGCAAUCGUAAAGUCAGCUACGCCGAUCUGAACGAAUCAUCGCUUCAUCUGGGUAUGCCACCGAUUCUCCAUGAUGCAGAAGACGCCCCAUUUCUUGAUUCAGAAAGCAUGCAAGGAUGGGUUCAGCGUCAGCAGCGUCCAGAGAAUGGCCACACACGACAAGUGCACUUGACGGAAGGCAACUGGAUCGUGGACUACCCCGUGCCUACGCCUAUCUCGAACGCUGUAGAGCCCAUGUACCGAGAGCAAGGCUUCCCUAAGGAGUUUACACAUUUACGAUACUCGGCGGUAACCUGCGAUCCUGAUGAGUUCACGUCGGAACAUGGUUGGGGUUUGCGCACGUCAAGCGAGUAUCGACGAUCCACUGAGCUGCUCAUUACACUGACUUACUACAAUGAAGAUCGCAACUUACUCACAAGGACACUGUACAGUGUCAUGCAAAACAUCCGGGAUAUAUGCAAGCACCGCACUUCUCGCUACUGGCAAGGAUCCGAAGAGGACGGUCAACCUGCAUGGCAGAAGAUCGUUGUGUCGCUUGUCUUUGAUGGGAUUGACCCUUGCGAUAAAGAAACGCUGGAUGUACUAGCGACAAUUGGCGUCUAUCAGGAUGGACUUAUGAAGCGUGAAGUGAAUGGUAAAGAGACCGUGGCGCAUAUUUUCGAGUAUACAACGCAGAUCUCUGUGGAUUCCACGCCGAAGCUCGUCCAGCCUGUGCCUGGCCAAGACUCCAAUUUGGUACCUGUGCAAAUGAUUUUCUGUUUCAAGCAGAAAAAUUCAAAGAAAAUCAACAGCCAUCGAUGGGUCUUCCACGCCCUCGGUCGUAUGCUUCAACCUGAGAUUGUGGUGCUCAUUGAUGUGGGCACCAAACCAGGCACACUUGCGCUGUACCAUUUGUGGGAAGCAUUCUAUAACAAUCCCAACCUGGGUGGAGCGUGUGGUGAAAUUCAUGCGAUGAUCAAGCAUGGUAUCAAGCUCGUCAAUCCUCUGGUUGCUGCACAGAACUUUGAGUACAAGAUCAGCAAUAUUCUGGAUAAACCACUGGAAUCCACGUUUGGGUACGUUAGCGUUCUUCCUGGUGCGUUUAGUGCGUAUCGAUAUCGUGCUGUGACGGGGCGGCCUCUUGAGCAAUACUUCCAUGGUGAUCACACAUUGGCUGAGAAGCUUGGGAACAAAGGUAUAACGCAAAUGAAUAUUUUCAAGAAAAAUAUGUUUUUGGCCGAAGACCGUAUUUUAUGCUUCGAGCUAGUUGCCAAAGCCGGUGAUCAAUGGAUCUUGUCCUAUGUAAAGCCCAGCAAGGCAGAGACGGAUGUACCUGAGCAUACAGCUGAGCUGAUUUCACAGCGGCGUCGCUGGCUCAAUGGCUCCUUUGCCGCCUCCAUUUACUCGUUGGUCCACUUUGUACGGUUUUAUAAAAGUGGCCAUGGGUUUACGCGUAUGUUUUUCUUCCAUGUUCAAGCCUUGUACAACCUCAUUCAGCUAAUUUUAUCAUGGUUUGCUCUCGCCAAUCUAUGGCUGACAUUUGCCAUCAUUAUUCAAUACCUUCCCAGUAUUCUACUGCGCCAAUAUGGGGAUGCAUGGCUCAUUGCUUUUCAUUACGUCAACCUCAUAUUUAUGUGGCUCUAUGCAUUCUUUCUGGCACUCCAAUUUGUCCUGGCCCUUGGAAACCGACCCAAAAGCGAGCAUCUUGUAUAUGCCCUUUCGUUCGCGGUGUUUGGUUUCCUGGGCCUGUAUGUGAUUGUAAUUUCAUUGUGGCUAACGGCCGAAUCUUUCGCAUCUAUGCAUCCAAAAAAUGGCGACUACGCUGAUGUGGUUCUAAGUAAUACCACGGCAGUCCUUAUUGCUUCCUUGGCAGCUAUGUUUGGUAUCUAUCUCAUUGCCUCUCUUUUAUACGCUGAUCCAUGGCACAUGCUUACAAGCUCUGUUCAAUACACACUUAUGGCACCCUCUUUUGUGAACGUCAUCAAUGUAUAUGCCUUUUGCAACCUGCAUGAUGUAAGUUGGGGCACCAAAGGUGCCGACAAAGCAGAUGCACUUCCCAGCGUGGGGCCGGCGCAAUCGUGCGAACAAGCGGAUACCUUUGAAGAAGCGGCGCUAUCGCAGGAAGAGCUCGAUACCCGAUUCCAAGAUGUCGUAUCUCGUGCUAUGUCUCCCUACCAUGUUGAGCAUGAGAAGAGCACUCCUACGAUGGACGAUGGAAAUCGCACAUUCCGCACACGCCUAGUUGCGUUGUGGUUGUUGACCAAUGCCUUUUUGGUGGCUCUCAUUAUGAAUUUGUACGACUACCAACCCCACGCUAAACUGGAUGACGAGAUCUACUUCAAGGUGAUCUUGUGGUCGACAUUCAGCAUGGCUUUAUUCCGCUUCAUUGGCUGUCUCGUCUUUUGGAUCCGACGCCAAAGCACCAAGUGGUUCGUGCGCUCAUAG
Messenger RNA from Malassezia pachydermatis, 2877 nucleotides. RefSeq names its product chitin synthase. The transcript is spliced from 2 exons. NCBI's taxonomy places the organism in Eukaryota, Fungi, Basidiomycota, Malasseziomycetes, Malasseziales, Malasseziaceae. Gene Ontology annotation, molecular function: chitin synthase activity. Bases 1 to 2877 code for a protein of 958 amino acids. Gene Ontology annotation, cellular component: cell septum; cell periphery. The record is from RefSeq and is a predicted model, not a curated record.